AUGGAUGAAGCGACAGAAUCGGGGAUUGUGUUUGGGAACUUGGUCCCACUUCCAUAUAAAGUUAUCUUUGCAUUACAAUUAGGGGUUUUCCUAUGGUAUUUACUAGUCAGAUAUUGUUAUGAAAAUCAAAAAUUGAACAUUUUAUCAUUAUUAAAUUUAUCAUAUUCCAAUCACAACUAUUCCCACUUGGAUGGACUGAUUCAAGCCAGUGCCACUGGAGAAUACUCCACUGCAAAUCCAGCGGAUGUUAAGGAGAACCUUGUGUUAAUUCGAGGUAUUAAAGCAUCUUUGAAAAAAUUAGCAACAAUAAAUUUAAUAUCAUAUUUGAUUUAUGUUUUAAUUGGCUUGAAAAAGGAUCAAAAUGUUAUUUUAUACCCGAUCCAUGUAAUGCUUCCGUAUAUUACAAUUGGGUACGGUUUCCAGCGAUUGUUUUGGUAUUCAAGAAAGAAGGAAACUUUUGGGCAAUACCGGAUGUAUACGACGGUUAAGAGAAUAUUGAUGGGAGGAAUUAACUCCCAAACCAUGAGAACAAACGAUAUUUUAAUAUCAGAUAGCUUAACGUCUUAUUCCAAAGUGUUAAAUGAUUUGAGUUUAUUCGUAUGGAGUACUUUUAGUAAUGAAGUAUAUAAUUCUAAGAUUGAAUUUAUCGUAUUGGCAAUUCCAGGAUUAAUAAGAAUGAAGCAGUGUUGGUUUGAAUACAAAUUGACUAAACAGAAACAACAUUUAUUUAAUUUUUUAAAAUAUUUCAGUGGAUUAGUACCAAUUUUGAUAAAUUUAUUAAUCAAGUUAAGGUUACUGAAGUUAAAUCCUGAAAAUUCUCAAGAUAUUUCUCAAACGCAAUUAUUAGAAAGCUUGAAGUGGUUGAAUACUUGUUGGUAUUUUGCUUCUAUCGUCAACUCUACUUAUUCAUUUAUCUGGGAUGUUCGAAUGGAUUGGGGGUUUCAAUUAUUUGAACUAAUUUUCAAAUCAGAAACCACCUUCAUCCCUCUUAGACCUUGGAACCAACUAGUUUAUAAGAAUUUGAUUGGCUACCACUCAAUCAUAAUGACAGAUUUCGUCUUGAGGUUUCUCUGGGUUUUCAAAAUAUUCAUUAUAAAAGAUCAGCAAAAUUUAACCGUAUUCAAUCAUUUGGGUCAGUUUUUAUUUGGUAAUGAUGUAUAUUCUUUUGGUUAUACAAUUGUUGAAAUACUAGAAAUUUUUAGAAGAUGGUUAUGGUGUUUUUUAAAAUUAGAAAGUGAUUGGGUUAAAUUACAAAAAAUUGAAACAAUCAAUAAUUCAUUACCAAAUGAAAAUAUCGAAAUGAAUUCAUUUAAAAAUGGUUAA
Messenger RNA from Hyphopichia burtonii NRRL Y-1933, 1323 nucleotides. RefSeq names its product Erd1p (gene ERD1). Lineage: Eukaryota; Fungi; Ascomycota; Pichiomycetes; Serinales; Debaryomycetaceae. The transcript has a single exon. The coding region runs from base 1 to 1323 and encodes 440 amino acids. The record is from RefSeq and is a predicted model, not a curated record. Gene Ontology annotation, cellular component: membrane; cytoplasm.